GACAGGAUGAUGCGACAGUCCACGGGAACACCAAAAAGGAUGGGUGAUCACUUGGGUGCUGGUUCCCUCAUGAAUAGCCGUGCUGACCCAUACUCUGACUCUCACGAAGAGCGGCUCCUGAAAUGCUUCGUCUUCUUCUUCUUCUCCUCUGUUUUGCCAACAGUCAUCGUGUCGUACCAUUUCCCUCGUCAUUGAUGCGGGGCAGGGUAUCUGCAUAGUAAAUAAGUUCUGUCCGUGACGCCUUACAAGCCCGAACGGCACUUUGGGCAGGCUUGAGGCCUCUUCAAGCCGUUUAAGAGUCGCUUUUGACUCGUUGUUCAAGCCUGGAGACCAAAAUAUUUGAUCUCUGGUACAUAUAGUAUCUUUCUAAUCGGCAUGACGGGCAACACGAACUCGGCCGGCCCGGCGCCGAAAUUCCCUGUUUACCUUCUACCUAGCUUUAGCAUACCUUUUCGACUUCGAAGACAAAGCUCUCUCACACCCGGUUCUUAUGGCAGUCCUCCGGCUGAGAGCAAUCUGCCAUCACUGGGUAGCUCGCCUACAGAUUCGACAAUUUCUAGCCCCGUCGGGAGCCCAGCAACGUCUUCAUAUUUCUCCUCUCGGUUUUCGUUCUCAAAGGACUGGCGUAGAGCCUCCGUAGAGCCUCUUGACAUAUCUAAGCUUAGCCGAACCAGCCCCGACACUAUUCGCUGUUCGACUUGCUCCACAGACCUAGCGUUUACGUCGCAGAUAGUCAGCAAAGGCUUUACAGGCCGAUAUGGAAGAGCAUAUCUCGUAUCAUCGCCUGACCACGCAGUAACAGGCAAGAGUGACACAAACCUGGUGAAUAUCAAGGUGGGCAAGCAAGAGACGAGAUUGUUGGUGACCGGUUCGCACGUCGUGGCAGACAUCACUUGUGCUAUUUGCCACGCGAAGGUCGGCUGGAAGUAUGUAGACGCCAAGGAGGAGGCGCAGAAGUACAAGGUGGGCAAGUUUAUCCUAGAAACGGCGAGGACUAUGGAUCAUCGGUCGUGGGAAGAUGUGGAGGUGUCUGAACUGUCGGCCAUGGAAGCACAGCACGAUAGCGAUAUUGAAGGGGAUGAACCCGUUAUCUUCGACUCGGAAGACGACGACGAAUGCGAGGAUAUCUUUGCAGGGACAUGGGAUGCUGAUGCUGUCGCCAAACGACGCGCCAGAAAGGUCCAUCGACGACCCAAACAAGUUGUCUAAGCUGUUUCACGGCGAUCGAUACGCCCAUGGGAACGAUGAUGUGAUGCGAUGUGUCAAGGGCUGGGCAACGUGGUGUUGAUAAGUGAAUUUUUGGCAUUUAUACCCAAACUGGUUUUGUACUGUUUCAAGGUUGCAAAGUUCUGAUUUGCUGGAAGGAUGGAUUAUGGCGUUUUGUUUUGGCACUUGGACUUAUGAUACCCUCUUUACCUGAAAAUGAAUACUCUACAUGCGUCGUGCCCUU
Messenger RNA from Truncatella angustata, 1450 nucleotides. RefSeq names its product yippee zinc-binding/DNA-binding /Mis18, centromere assembly-domain-containing protein. The coding region runs from base 376 to 1209 and encodes 277 amino acids. Lineage: Eukaryota; Fungi; Ascomycota; Sordariomycetes; Amphisphaeriales; Sporocadaceae. The transcript has a single exon. The record is from RefSeq and is a predicted model, not a curated record.